This is a messenger RNA of Hyalella azteca, 4614 nucleotides long. RefSeq lists its product as uncharacterized. The transcript is spliced from 7 exons. NCBI's taxonomy places the organism in Eukaryota, Metazoa, Arthropoda, Malacostraca, Amphipoda, Hyalellidae. The record is from RefSeq and is a predicted model, not a curated record. Bases 1 to 4614 code for a protein of 1537 amino acids.
AUGUGGCAUCCACUGAGACUUGCCCGUAUCCUCCGGCAGCUCGACAGCGAGGUAGACUGGCUGGGACUGUGGCCGCGGUCAGGUUCCUACAAGCGUUUCACGAACCUCGAGGACGCUGCCAACAACCCGGCCAACGCUGCCCUGCAUGACGACCCUAACCUGCCUCCACAGCCGCUCAGACCUGCACCGCAGCGACCUUCCUACAGACUGCCAGGCCGUCGAAGCAGCGGAGACGGGUCUCCAUCUCCAGACGCUCCAUACUCCAAGUCUAAUCCCUACCUCGACUACAGGAGGAGCGUCUCCAGGGAUAUUUGCGAUGAAAUCGUGCCGAGGUCGACCAACCCGUUCAACCCAGCAUGGCAACCCGUGCCGGGCAUUGAUGAUGGUCGUUAUAUCAACCCGUUCCACAACCACCAAACUUCUGCUUACUUGGGUGCAAACAAAGCUUCUUACCAACCCAAUUACAGUCCAAGUUAUGACUCAAAAUACGAUAGGAAUCUUUUACCCCAUGACCCGUUUGCCCUGGGUUCAGAUCCGACUUUAAUUCCGUACAGUUCUGCUGAGCGCAGCAUGGCCAUGGAAUCCCAGAUACCUUAUCCAAGACCGAGUUCUUAUCUUAGUCAUCAGGUGCUAGACCAGAGAAGCAGGUUUGGGCAACACAGAUACUCGUACCAAGAACGCUACGAGCCCCUAAAAUACGAUUCAACGAGUAGGUACGAGCCUUCUUCAAAGUUCGACAGGGGAAAAUACCAAACAGAACUUUAUGACAGCAGAAGUAAAUAUGUUAUCGAUAAAUAUGAAGGAUUAAAACCACAUGAGACGCUCGGUUCCGCGUAUUCACUAUAUGAUCCAAGGAUAGAUCACAGCGACCCUCGUCGUCGCAGAGACGAUCUAAACAGUGUUUAUGAUCCACAUGUAGGAAACUUGAACCAUAUGAACAGCUACAACCAUCAUAUGGACCAAGGAUCUUCACCAAUACACUCACCUUCCACAAUAGUGAACAACAUGCGAAUGUACCACACAAUACCUGGAAGAGGUAUCAAGAAUUAUUCAACUCCUGCGGCGUACAUGGACUACGCGACCAAGAAGCUGCGUGAACAGCAGCUUCAUGAAAGAGAGAAGCAGCUGCAGCAGCAACAGAAGGAGCUGCAGCAGAAGCAAAUUCAGCAGAAACAGCAGGUGGAGCAAGAGAAGCAGCAACAGGAGCAGAUAGAUCGAGCCAUCGAAUUUGAGAGGAGGCUUAGGGAGCCGCCUCAUGACCCACCGCCCCCACCCGCUCCACUCGCACCUGCUCAGGUUGAAUCCCAAAGUGGCUGGAGCGGAAGACGCAUCAGCUCCGAGAGAGUCUUGAAUUCCUCAACAAAUCUCAGUAUCGGAGACCAAGCAUCGUCCCGAAUUCUCUCUCCCAUCCACCAUUUGACGUCAACUUCUCAAUCGAUACGAAACCUUUUGACACCUACGCAUCACCACAGUCAAAUUAUACGGCACGCCACGCCACAACACCUUGCGCCUCCUCCAUUCGGUCGCAGUGUAUCAUCAAGCCCACAUAGCAGGUCGACUAGCGACAUAACUUCCAUCCGCGGUACAUGUUGGCACUCGGAAGACACAGGCUACAUCCGCAAAUGGCUUGGAGAAGCCGCAGCUUUAGUUUCUGCAGUGAAGAUCCCACAAUCAGUGCAGUUCUCGACCGGGAUUGGCUUCCCUUCAAAUUUGUCUUCGACACCUCCCUUGACUUCUCAUUUGUCGUCAACGCCCCCCUUGACUGACUCUCAUUUAUCAUCAACGCCGCCGCUCACCGACUCUCAACAUUCCAUCACUCCUCCGCUCUCUGUGGCUCAACUUGCGACGUCCCCUCCAAGGACAUCUUCUUAUUUUGCAUCGUCUCAUAUGGGUAUGAAUAAUUUCUCAUCGUCUCCUAUCCAUUCUCGUCUCGUUUCUACACCCCCAUCGGCGUUUUUCCCAUCAACUCCUCCUCCUUCUGCAACAUUUUUGCCUCCUUCAAGAUCCGUAACUUCUUAUCUUCCAAACUCGACUCCUCCGGUAUCAAGUUCUUACGUGCCAUCAACACCUCCACCGUCGGUAGAAUUCUUUCCUUCAACGCCCCCGUCUUCGUCAUACCUUGUAUUGGGAUCUGAAAGAGGGGCAAUUUUUUCAACGGACGCAUUAUGCCACUCCCAACUUCUGCAUUCGCGUUUGGCUGAAGUUGUCGCCGCACGUCGGAAUUCUUGGAUGGAGGAAAACGACAUAAUAACGAGUGCAGGGGAACCAGAAUCUCCUGGACUUCCAACAACCGUCAUCGACAAAUACUCACUUUUCAGUGAUAAUUAUGUCGAGGCAACAGCAAGCAGCCUAAACGAUUUUGGGUUGAAUGAUGCCAAAAAUGAACAGAAAGUGCUUGAAAAACCGUUUACUGAAGAAUAUUCAUCUCUCAAGUAUACACCCGAAACUAAAAUACCUGAAACACAAGAAUAUAAAAAAAUUGAAGAAACCUCUUCUAACUUUGAGGCAAGUUUUGGCAUUGUCGAACCAGAAAUAACAAAGAGUUUUCUUAAUAUUUCAGUACCCAAAGUGUCGAUUGACUUCACGCAGAAAGAAAGUGACUGGAGUAUCACUAACAGAGUGAAGAGUAUUUUCGAUGACAUUAAGAGAAAUGCGAUAUCAGAUUUUGUGAAGCAGAAGGAACUUGACGAAUCAUCCAAAGAUGCAAACACAGACGACAAGGUAAAGGCCAACCAGCUUGGCACUGACUGGUGGUCAUCGUUCACGGAUAAGAAUAAAGUCACAGAAGACUUGGACGCAAAGCCAAAUUGGCCAUUCGACGUAAGCUCAAAUGUCAAAGAGGAAAUUUCUAGCUUGGACUUGAUGAAGACGAGCAAUGCCGAUCGGAUUUUCCAGAUACCUAAGGAAUUAAUUGAUGAUAAAUUAAAUUCUGAACUCGAAAUUAAGAUUCUUGACGAAGAAGUUGCUGAAACCAUGAAAUCGAACACAGACUGGCUUGAAAACACGCCUAACCGAAUGCUGAUUGCUGAAAACGAUACUAUAGGGGAAAAUAACUCCAAAAAUACGCUUAUUAGCUCUAUGAAAACCAAUUAUAGAAAUGAAGACUCCAACAAGGAAACCGAGAAAGUGGCAGCAAGUAAUGCUUCCUUUAAUACUGAGCAGCUCAAGGAGAAGGAAAAUAAAAAUCAAGUCGUUGCAAUUGACGAGUCUACCUUUAAGAGAAGUGGUCGGGAUGGGAGACGUGGCAGUGAUGGAGCAGGGCGCCCAAGUAGGGUGGGAAGCCGAGGAGACACGCCCCCUCUUUCUAGAGAGUCCAGGGGUUCGUUCAAAAGAGCCCGAAGAGGAAGCGGAGAAGGAGGUUCACCGGUGGGCGGCGGCGCGAUGGUCGAGGAGUGCAUCAUCAUGCCUCGAGUCGAGGCCGAGAAACCCUCCGAUGAGGAAGUCACUGAGGUCUCUGUCUCCACUGAGCUCCUGCGUGAGGGCAGUGAGUUCUCAAAGACUUUGAAAGGCGUACAGACUGAGAUGGAUAGUCUCACUCGACUCACCGAUAAUGUCUUUGAGGAAAAGGAAAGGAUUGUCGAAACCGGUUCUGAGCAAAUUUAUGUCAAAACUCUGAAUGAGAGACCUAAGGUCCUGGGAGGGGAAAUUGAAAACAGGUUAAAUACAGAAGUUUUAAUCGACUCGGGUCAGCAACCGUUUUCUUCCAGUGAUCACAGGAAAUCGUGGGCUGGUUUAGAGACAGGUAGCCGGGAUGCACGGUCUGAGAGCCGAGAUAGCAGGGAUUCAGAGAAGUCAUCCAUGAGUACCUCCAGUUCAAAAAGCGAUAUUGAAUCUGAAAGUACGAAACGAGUUCGUGUUUACCUGGAAUCAUUAAGUGCCAGAAUUAAGCAGCAGAUUCCAUAUUCCUCGUCUACGGACUCCCAUUACUCAUCAUCAACGGGGGCUUCAUCACGCUUGGUAUCGAUGUCUUCGUCGGAAACUCCCCCAACUUCAGCACGACUCACGUCCUAUUCCUCAUCUGAAACUCCCCCUUCAUCUGCUUGUCCGAUGUCGAUAUCUUCUUCAGAAACACCGCCGAGUUCCGCAGACGCUAUCGCAGGGACUCCUGGAGCCCGGCCCUCCCUGGGCGACACCCCAACAUCACCGGCAUUUUUCGCUCCAACUCCCCCUCAUUCAGCGGGACCAAAUAGCCUCGGAAACUCCAACCCGGACGUUUCGAACGCCGACGGUGCCUUUGGAGGAGGAGGAUAUAUAUUGCAGAGAACAACCAGCUGCGAUUCUAUCAACUCGGACACUUCGGUAACUCUGGGAGAACUUGAAGAAGCUGUGGGUCAAGUUACAGCUCAGUUGUCCGUCACUCUCAUUUACGACAGUGACUCCGGUGACCUGGAAGUGUUGGUCGAGGAAGCGAGCGAGCUCGUCCUAGGCAGCGACAGCAGCCAGGCGCCGGACACUUACGUGCGAGUCUUCCUCCUGCCUGAUAAAAGCACGAACAUGCAGACCAGGGUGAGUGGUGGAGUGGUGGAGUGGUUCAUAUUAUACAUGCAGACCAGGUGUUUCGGCGGGAUACUGGGACGUUGGAAUUACAAGGCUUCGGCAUGUGGCAUCCACUGA